This is a messenger RNA of Eremomyces bilateralis CBS 781.70, 1569 nucleotides long. RefSeq lists its product as uncharacterized. The transcript has 3 exons. Bases 108 to 1379 code for a protein of 423 amino acids. The record is from RefSeq and is a predicted model, not a curated record. Lineage: Eukaryota; Fungi; Ascomycota; Dothideomycetes; Eremomycetales; Eremomycetaceae.
CAUUUGUUAGAUAUAAGUAGGUGGAUCCUCCAAACAAGUUUGUCUUCGCUCCCCAGUCGUUCCUUGUUGGUCUAUCCAGUUUCUAGUCCUGUCAUCUUCUAGUCAUAAUGAAGUCACUCAUUCUCUUUUCCCUUCCUUUGCUGGCUUCGGCUGCGCCGGCUAGCAAUCCCCAGAGCAAACGGCAGCUCAGCGGUCUCCUCAGCAUGUUCUUGGAUACUCUCCCCGUCGUCAACAGUACCGAAGAGACCCCUGUCAUCCGACCCGACGCAAAGCGCACCGUCAUCACCUGGGGGCCUAUCACGAUGCUUCCUGGCAACGCUGAUAAGCCCUUCGGAACCAUCUCUAUGGACCCACGAGGCGAGACGUUCAUGUCAGUCCUGAAUGAGGGCUUCCCAAAGGACGCGUCUGUCCUCUUUGGGCAGAUCAAACUCACGUCGGCCAAUGGCGAGCCUAUUGGAGUCGAGACCGGUGUGUACACCCACCACAUGCUGUCGUUCACGAACAAGGAGAGCACUUCUUGGGUCGCGGAGUGUGAUACGCCGACGAUUGACCCUAAUGCUAAGCCUGCUUCGGGUUUAACGGACUUUUUUGCCGGUUUAGGCAGUUUAGGUAGUUCAGGCGGUCCGUCUUGGUUGUCUAUAUUUGGUGGCUCAGGUGAUGAUGGUGGCUCCUCUGAAUUGGCAGGACUCUUUGGAGCAUCAAGCACUGAUGAGGCCACUGGUUCAGGGUCGGCUACCACACCCACGUCAUCUUCUGCGGGAGCAGCAUCUGAUGAACACAGUCAUUCUCACCGCCGACGCCAGCUUGGUAUCCUUCCGGGUUCCCCCUUCCUCAUGGUUGGUGAGGAUAGUGGCAACGCCCCGGUUUACUACUCAGACAAGGAUGGAAAGUUCGAGAGCGGUUACUAUCUCCCUGCUGAUGCGAUGAUCACCAUUCAGUCAGACCUUGUCAACUACAAGGACGAACCGCAAGAGGUGUACUUGUCCAUGAAUUUGGAGUACAUGCCGGGGAAAAUUGGCCCCGACACGAAGACUAAGUUGAUGAGCGUCGCUGGCUGCGCGGGCCGUGAGAUCAAACUUGACACUGCCGGUGAGUCGCGGACGACGAGCGACAAAUUCGCAAUCUAUGAAGACGGAUACAUCAUCAAUGGGAAGGGCCACUUGCACGACGGCGGAGUCUCGAUGAUUCUCCUCGUUAACGAUAAGGAGGUGUGCACCAGCAAAGCCACAUAUGGUGGCGCUAGCGGCACCAUGGAGCUCAACGGCGAGAAAUGGGAGACCAUCUCUAAUAUGACCCGGUGCGCGGAGCCAAUUCCUGUCAAGAAAGGAGACUACAUCACCAUGACGGCCGUCUAUGACCUUAAACUCCACCCUCUGUAAGAUUUUUGUUCUCUUGUUGAUAGAUUCCUCGACCAGUUGGAGCUAACAGGUUUAAACAGCCGAACACAAGGAGCCACUACCGACGGGAUGGAGGGGAUGGGAGGACAUUCACACCGUUCGAGAGAUGAGGGGGCUGGUCACGGCGAUGGUCACGGUGCUGAGGUUAUGGGCAUGUGGGAUCUGACAUUCG